UUCCAAAACAAGUUAACAUCAACCUCUGACCCACUAACGAGUGGGAUCAAGUUACUCUUCAGUUUCUCUGUCAUUAGUCGCAUCUUGUCUCUCUUUCUCAAAACUUGUAUAAACAUGGAUAUGUCGCUGUUGACUUUGACUCAGCCGUUGGUUUGACUGUUUCCACAACCUGCUUUUCUUCUUCCACUACCUUCCUCGGGUGGAAGCGCUCUCACUUUCCGGGACAUUGGUGUGAGGCUGUGCCCGGCAGACAGAGCAGAGAUGUCGGGGAGCGGCGGUUCAACUGACGGUCUCCUCUCUUAUGAAACGCUGGUUCAUGCCAUGGCAGGUGCAGCGGGGAGUGUGACCGCCAUGACCGUCUUUUUUCCUUUGGACACGGCCAAAAGCAGACUGCAGGUGGAUGACAAGCGAAAGGCAAAGACCACACCCGUCAUCCUGGCUGAAAUAGUGAAAGAAGAAGGCCUUCAGUCUCUGUACAGAGGCUGGUUCCCGGUCAUCUCCAGCCUUUGCUGCUCCAACUUUGUCUACUUCUACACCUUCAACACGCUGAAGAAGCUGAUGGCUGCUGGUCCAGGAAAGUCCAGACCUGGUAAAGACCUGCUCAUGGGGAUCGUAGCAGGAGUGGUGAACGUGGUCCUGACCACUCCCAUGUGGGUGGUCAACACUCGACUGAAGCUGCAAGGGGUGAAGUUCAGAAAUGAAGAUCUCCACCAGACGCACUACAGGGGCAUAUUUGAUGCUUUCUCACAGAUCAUUUCCAACGAGGGAGUACGAACUCUGUGGAACGGCACUCUGCCCUCGCUCAUCCUCGUCCUCAACCCGGCUGUACAGUUCAUGUUCUACGAAGCCAUGAAGAGGAAAGCGGGCAAAGGAGGGAGGAAGAUCUCCUCAGCACAGAUCUUUCUCAUCGGAGCUAUCGCCAAGGCCGUUGCCACGACAGCAACGUAUCCUCUUCAGACGAUUCAAGCCAUCCUGAGGUUCGGUCAGUACAAAGGCGACGGAGAGGGCGGCGUGACUGGAAGCCUCUCAAACAUUUUCUCCAUGUUCAUGGAGAGGGUUAAGAGGAACGGUGUCCUCGGUUUGUACAAAGGCCUGGAGGCCAAGCUGCUGCAGACGGUGCUGACGGCCGCCCUCAUGUUUGUCGUGUACGAGAAGAUCACUGCGGCUACAUUCAAAGUCAUGGGUCUAAGUAAGAAACUGAAGCAGUGAACAUGCACCUAGGAUUAAUGCAUUUGUUCAUUGGUGAGCUUUCUUGACACAGGCGUGUAAAAUGUAAAAAAAAAGAGGGAUGGAAUCAAUGCCUUUAAUGCUACAUACCUCUCUUUCUCUCCCUCUGUCUCGUUUUUAACAUUUAACUUGGCUCCACUUGUGCAGACUCACCUUGAUUAUAUCUCCCAGCAUCGUGUUCUCACAGGAGCUGAAAUUGUCAUUGUAGCUUUUCAACUAAACCACAUACUUGCUGAGAAUGUCUGUUCCUGACAUGGACCAGUCUGUGUGUCUGCUAAACCUUUAAAGGAGAAGCAGUGCUGCUAAUAACUUUAACUUUAAUUUGCACAAUUUUACAGAGAUUAAUUCACCUAUGAUUCUAAUAAGUAGAUAAACAUUCUGCCUCAUGUGCCAUUACAUGUUUUGUAAAGAAAACUUUUGGGGAGAGUCGAAUGUUAAGCUGAACGCCACUCUUGACUUGGUCCACACCUGGUUAUUAACGUCUGUCCUGAGUGAUCCCAUCAAUCAAACAUGUCAUUCAAAUGAGAAUGAGAAUAAUGAUCGUUUGAAAUAAUCGCAAUUUGAUAUUUAUAUAAAAUUGUUCAGCCCAAGGGUCAGGGAAGCCCAAAUCCGAUCACAGGUGGUCACAAGAGACGCAUUUUAAUGUCAGGCACGUACGCUGUCUGCAUAUAAUAGGAUUAGUGAGAACAGAUGUUUUUUCUCCACAUCAUUUGGUUCUUCAAAAUGUGACACAUCCACUUGCAAUAACCACUCAAUUUAGUUUUUGCAUACUGUUUCAUGCAAAGUUGCGUUUUAUCACAUAGUUCAGUACAUCAAGCACAAGAAAACCUCAGGAAAGAAGCAACAAUUUUUUUCAUCAUCAAUGCAUCUGACAGCGGAUUGCUUCAAUGACUGGUCAGUUUACAUUAUGUAAUAGGAUAAAGUGGGAAAAGCUGCAUAAUUAUAUAUAUAUAGAUAUAUGUAUAUAUUAUGUAUCCAUAUAUAUUUUAGAUCAUUUUCUGCUAGAUAAAGGUUCAGUUCCAGAUUCACCUGAGCAUUACCAUGUGACACCUAUCAAAAUAUGAAUUACUCUGUGUCCUAUCACGAGCAUCAGGAAGUCAAUGCAUGGAUUUUUCUCUUCACGUUAUAUAUGUUAGAAAAUAGUGGCUCAGUGGCCACAUCAUUGUACCUUCAAGGCCAAGUAAAUGAAGUCAAACUACUUUGUUAUAGUUGUUGUCUCAGAGAAAACAAGGGAAACAAUCACAUUUGUUUUUCUAUAAAGUUUUAAAACCAAAUUGGUUAAUUUUCUGACAUAUUUGAUUACUUUUCAUUACAUUUGUAGAGAACUGUUUGGCUGUUUGAGCUGUGGGGGCGUUACUAAAACUGCAUUUCAUAUCAGCGACAUACAUUGCAAUGACACAUUGCAACUCUCUUGUUUAGUUUAAGUACAACAAAUGUCAACAUAAAAAAUACUGGAGACACUCCAGGGAUUUUUGGGGCGUGAACCAAGAAAAUAGUCUGGUUUAUAAUCCUAUUUAAAUUUGCAAUAACUCAUAAUCUGCAAAUGUACAUGUCAGUGGAUUCUGUGACUUUUUUUUUGUGCCUCAUUCUCUCGGCAAGGAAGCGAAUGAGAUGUCAACUUUUUCUUAAAGGAUGUGACCAAUUGAUUUUUUUCACUGGAUCAUUCCUCAUACACUCCGUCUUCCAGUUAACCGUGCUAUUAAUUUGAUUUGAUGUUUUUGCAAGAUAACAAAUGAAAUGUGAAAUUACC
This is a messenger RNA of Solea senegalensis (Senegalese sole), 2977 nucleotides long. It is a transcript of the gene slc25a17l, whose product is annotated as peroxisomal membrane protein PMP34. The transcript has 9 exons. The record is from RefSeq and is a predicted model, not a curated record. NCBI's taxonomy places the organism in Eukaryota, Metazoa, Chordata, Actinopteri, Pleuronectiformes, Soleidae. Gene Ontology annotation, molecular function: coenzyme A transmembrane transporter activity; ADP transmembrane transporter activity; ATP transmembrane transporter activity. Gene Ontology annotation, cellular component: peroxisomal membrane. The coding region runs from base 262 to 1209 and encodes 315 amino acids.